Molecule: messenger RNA, 1166 nt
Organism: Phaethon lepturus (White-tailed tropicbird)
Lineage: Eukaryota; Metazoa; Chordata; Aves; Phaethontiformes; Phaethontidae
Gene: LCAT
Product: lecithin-cholesterol acyltransferase
Exons: 5
Coding region: 27-1166 (379 amino acids)
Biological process (GO): lipid metabolic process
Molecular function (GO): phosphatidylcholine-sterol O-acyltransferase activity
Source: RefSeq, a predicted model, not a curated record
UGGACAAGCCGGACGUGGUGAACUGGAUGUGCUACCGCAAAACAGAGGACUAUUUCACCAUCUGGCUCAACCUCAACACCUUCCUGCCAGUGGGAGUUGACUGCUGGAUCGAUAACACCAGGGUGGUGUACAACCGAACCUCUCGGAAAAUGUCCAAUGCCCCCGGGGUGCACAUCCGUGUGCCUGGCUUCGGCAAGACCUAUUCCGUGGAAUACCUGGACCAGAGCAAGCUGGCAGGUUACCUGCACACCCUGGUGCAGAACCUGGUGAACAACGGCUACGUGAGGGACCAGACGGUUCGGGCAGCCCCCUACGACUGGAGGGUCGGGCCUCAGGAGCAGCCCGAAUACUUCCAGAACCUGAAGGCACUGAUCGAGGAGAUGCACGAUGAGUACCAGCGACGCGUCUUCCUCAUCGCGCACAGCAUGGGCAACCUCAACAUCCUCUACUUCUUGCUACAGCAGACGCAAGCCUGGAAAGAUCAGUACAUUGGGGGUUUCAUCUCCCUGGGCGCGCCCUGGGGAGGGUCCGUCAAGCCCCUGCGUGUCCUGGCAUCUGGUGACAAUCAGGGCAUCCCGCUCAUGUCCAACAUCAAGCUGCGCGAAGAGCAGCGCAUGACCACCACUAGCCCCUGGAUGUUUCCAACAAGCCUGGCCUGGCCCGAGACCCACAUCUUCAUCUCCACGCCUUCUUACAAUUACACCUACCGGGACUACCAACGCUUCUUCACCGAUGUCAACUUGGAGGAUGGCUGGUACAUGUGGGAGGACAUGAAGGACUUGCUGAAGGGCCUACCUCCACCUGGGGUGGACAUGUAUUGCCUCUACGGCACAGGCUACCCCACCGUGGAGACUUACAUAUAUGAUGAGCGUUUCCCUUACGAGGACCCUGUGGACAUGAUUUAUGGCGACGGGGACGACACCGUCAACAGACGCAGUUUGGAGUUGUGCAAGCGAUGGCGUGACCAGCAAAAGCAGAAGGUGCAUGUCCAGGAGCUGCGAGGCGUCGACCACCUCAACAUGGUCUUCAGCAACCUGACGCUCAGUUCCAUCAACGAAAUCCUGCUGGGGACCCCACAGGAGCAGGUGAGACCCAGCCUAGAGGCCGGGAAGGGUGGGAAGAUCCUAUCCGGGCGCAAAGUCCUUAAGGAGCCCAAAAAGAACUGA